Molecule: messenger RNA, 2805 nt
Organism: Penicillium subrubescens
Lineage: Eukaryota; Fungi; Ascomycota; Eurotiomycetes; Eurotiales; Aspergillaceae
Gene: anxc4
Product: annexin ANXC4
Exons: 4
Coding region: 1-2805 (934 amino acids)
Cellular component (GO): cytoplasm
Molecular function (GO): calcium-dependent phospholipid binding; calcium ion binding
Source: RefSeq, a predicted model, not a curated record
AUGUCCCUCCAAGUCAACGACCCACGGUCGCGCACCCGCUCCAAAUCCCCCGGCCGCAGCCGCGAGCGCUCCCGAUCUCGCGAUACCCGCGCCUCAGAGCUCGAGCUCGAACCACCACGUUCAAGACAGCGCUCGCGUUCUCCGGCUGUGGAAAUUGCGCCUAAGUCCUCUGCUUCUAGGGACUAUGAUCUUCCGCGCUCGCGGUCGCCGGCUGUUGAGAUUGCGCCGAGGUCGUCCAAGUCCAAGAAGUAUGACUCGGAUGAGGAGAAUGAGAUUGAUCGGCAGUAUAGAUUGUUGAAAGAGGGGCGUUUGGGGGGUAAUGAGGGGCCGAGUAAUGUUAUUGCGAGAGUGCCGAGGUCGGCGGGGAGGUAUGAUGUUGACCGGGGUGAGGAGGAGGAUGAUGAGGAUUGGAGGAGACAUCGGGACCGGGAGGAUGUGACGCGUCGUCGUCGUGAGGAUACAAGGUAUGAGCAUUCAGAGUCGGAUGAGGAUUUGAGAAAGAGAGAAUCGCGCGAUCCGAGAAGUUCCAAGGACUCACUCUCCCUGAGAGACUCACGCGAGUAUAAUGGCCGGUCCCAUCAACGCCGACCUUCGUCCCCGCCUGGCCGGGAUAGUCGGUUGACUGAUUCGGACGAUGACUCGGAUGACGGGCUGGCAUAUGGUGAUACCCAUGGUAGCCAUCCGAGCUAUGCCCGUCCGAAUAAGUAUAAGUAUGCCCAGCCCACGCAAUUCCACCCCUCCCAGCCUGGUCCGCCGCGCCAGUCUGCUCACCCAGAUCCCAAGUCGUCGGACUGGGCAGACAUUCCCGAGUGUGAGCGUCCGGGCUUCGUCCCGCCAGCAUCGCAUCCUUCCUCGCAAGCUGGUGUGCCAUCGACUAUGCCGGGGGGUUUCCCACGGCAUCGACGUAUUCCUGGUCAGCAGCAGAUUCCAUAUGCGCACGCUUCUUCUGGUCCUUAUACCCCAUCGCAUUACCGCACUGCUUCUGCCGCAGAUGCCUCUCACCCAAUUCCUGGUCAAUAUGCACAACCGGUCCAGUAUCAAUAUGCGCAUGUUGACCCCAAUAUUCGAUAUGCUUCCAAGGCAACCCCUGUUCAACCUUAUACUGCGUCGCCAGAUCAACAGUUUGCAAAGCCGGUUGAACAGUUCAAUAAGCCACGUGAGCCCCAACCUGUGUACCCCUACAGGUAUAGCAAUGAGCCACAGUUUGUAGAGAAGCAGCCGCAGGCGCCAGCACCACCACCACCGCAGCAACAGCAACACCACCAAGCCCCGCACCAAGUCCAACACCAGCAACUUCAGCCCGAGUAUGGACAUGGCCAGGGUCUUCAACAGCCUCAGCAGCUGGUGGAAAUCACACCUGGCGGUAGACGAGGUCGCCCGCAUAGCCUGUCUGUGUCCUCGGCGAAUAACCUCGCAGUUGCAGGCGCUCACAGUCUACACGCUGGUCACCCGCCGGCUAGUCCGCUGUUGGAGGCCUAUCACGGUACUUACCAGUCCAUCUCGCCCAUGCCAUCUCCCAUUGUCAUGCCCCAUCGGGACGACGAUAUCUCAGACCUGGAGCCGCUGGACGGUACUUCCAACUCCGAAUCAGGCCGCCGUAAGAAACAUGUCCGUUCCAAAUCCUCCAUCAGCGAGAAGGAAACUCGGCACCGCAGCAGCAAGGAGAAGAUCAAGGAAAAAGAAAAGGACAGUGAUGACCGCGGUAAAGAUGACAAGCGUCGCAUCCGUCACGAUCGCCACGACUCUAGCAGCACGAUCUCAGACCGUGACCGUGACCGCGGAAACAUGGUCGUCAUCUCGCCCACCACCGGCCGCAAGCGCGUCUCCUUCUAUGACGCCGGUGCCGACGCCGCAGACAUGCAAUCCGCCCUCAACCACCGUACCAUCGACAACAAGACCAUAAUCCAUGUCCUCCCCCGCCUGACAAGCGACGAAAUCCUCCUCCUGCGCGCCGAAUACAAAAACCGCGUCAAAAUGCACGGCAAGGGCAUCAACCUCGCCAAACACCUCCGCCUCAAACUAGGAAACUCCUCCUUCGGCAAAGUCGCCUACGCCACCGCCCUCGGCCGCUGGGAAUCAGAGGCCUACUGGGCAAACUGCUACUACCAAGCCGGGACAUCGCGCCGCGAACUCCUCAUCGAGUCACUCAUCGGCCGCUCCAACGCCGCCAUCCGCGAAAUCAAGUCUUGUUUCCGGGAUACCCGGUACAACGAUAGUCUUGAGCGGUGUAUGCGUGCGGAGCUGAAGGCUGAUAAGUUCCGGACGGCGGUGUUGUUGGCGCUUGAGGAGAGGAGGCAGGAUGAGAGGGAGCCGUUGGAUGCGAGGUUGAUUAGGCAAGAUGUGGGGGAUUUGCAUCGGGCUUUGGUUUCGAAGGAAGGUGGGGAGACGGCGAUGAUUAAUAUUAUUGUUUUGAGGAGUGAUGCCCAUUUGAGGGAGUUGUUGCGCGAGUAUGAGGCCGUUUAUCGGGUGAAUUUUGCGAGGGCGAUGAUUGCUAAGUCGAGGAAUUUGGUGGGUGAAACACUAGCCCACAUCCUCAACGGCGCCAUAAACCGCCCCAUGCGCGACGCCCUCCUCCUCCACCAAGCCGUCCGCGAAUCCCGGACGGGCCGCGAGCGCUCCGAGUUACUUAUCUCUCGACUUGUGCGUUUACAUUGGGAGCCAAGACACCUGGAGUUGGUGAAGAGCGAGUAUCGGAGACGGUAUAAUGAGCGUGUGGAGGAGGCGAUUGCGGAGGAGGUUAUGAGCUCGAGUGGGAGCAGUGAGUGGGGGGAGUUUUGUAUUGAGUUGGCGAGGAGUUCGACUUGA